This is a messenger RNA of Drosophila eugracilis, 1244 nucleotides long. Its product is annotated as serine protease easter. The record is from RefSeq and is a predicted model, not a curated record. Gene Ontology annotation, biological process: proteolysis. NCBI's taxonomy places the organism in Eukaryota, Metazoa, Arthropoda, Insecta, Diptera, Drosophilidae. Bases 79 to 1158 code for a protein of 359 amino acids. The transcript has 4 exons. Gene Ontology annotation, molecular function: serine-type endopeptidase activity.
GCAGAGGCCCAGGGCGAACUUAGUGUUAGUCUCAUUCGUUCCGCUUAGCUGUAUCGUAUCUGAUCGAUCCGGUCCGGCAUGGGAAGUUUUCCAGCUUUACUUGUUGUUGUGGGCUUGUUGGCAUUGGGCACGCAUGCUCAACUCCAAAUCAAUUGUGUGUCGAAAAUCCCAAGUGGCCGGGUCACCGGUCACUGCAUUUCGAUCAGGGACUGUGACUACUUUAUGCGGAUCCUAGUCUCCAGCAAUCUGACCCAGAGCGAUCGCAUCCUUCUCCGCGAAAAUCAGUGCGGUGUGCGGGGCAACGACGUCCAGGUAUGCUGCCCCAGCACAGCUGGCUUGGGUGCACUAAUCAACCCACUUCUGCCCACGGAUUGUGGAACGGUUCGUUGGCAGCGUUCGAAUGAGACGGAAACCCGGAUCAGGGAGUUUCCCUGGCUGGCCCUUAUCGAGUAUACUAGAAGCAAUCAAGAGAAAAUCCACGCCUGUGGUGGAGUACUUAUAAGCGAUCGCUAUGUACUAACUGCUGCCCACUGUGUGGCUCAGGCUGCGGCGGGUAAUCUGAAGAUUACAGCGGUUCGUCUUGGUGAAUGGGACACCAGCACCAAUCCGGAUUGUCAAUACCAUCAGGACUCCCAGAUUGCGGAUUGUGCACCCCCGUACCAGGAUAUACCCGUUGAAGAGCUCCGGCCACAUCCUGAUUACAACAAAAACGACGUGACUCAGAUUAAUGAUAUUGCUCUCGUCCGUUUGGCAAAUCCUGCUCAGCUCAACGAUUUUGUGAUCCCAAUAUGCUUGCCAAACAAGCAGCUACGAGCGGAUGAACUGGAGGGUCUGGUCACCGAAAUUGCAGGAUGGCAGGCCACAACCUCGCCAAGGAUGCGAAAGAGUUAUGUCACCAUCAGCUCCAUAGAGGAGUGCCAACGGAAGUAUGCUGGUCAGCGCUUAAAUGUCCAAUCUACCCAGCUCUGUGGAUUGACCAAUUCCAAGGAAUGUCAUGGUAAUGCCGGAGGACCUUUGAUGCUGUACAAAAACGAGCGAUAUCUGCUGGGGGGACUUGUAUCAUUUGGUCCCGUUCCCUGUCCCAAUUCCGAUUGGCCGGAUGUCUACACCAGGGUGGCCUCCUACAUCGAUUGGAUUCACGACAAUUUAAGGGCAUAGAAAAGCUUAUUAUUAAGGAUACAAAAAUGUCAGUAAAUUUUUGGUGCCAAUAUAUUCGUGUUUUUACAAAAAUUAAUAAAAUAAAA